UCGAUUGAAUGUAGAAAAUAAUGUGCUUACAGCGACGUUUAAUUAUAAUUAUUGUCGGUAUUAUCGCGAUUACAAUAGUACUCUUUUUCUUGUUUCAAAUAUAUUUGCAGUAUUACGAUUAUACUUGAUUUCCAAAAUUCCUUGAAAUUUCCAAAGAUCAUGUGCUGGAACCUUCGUAAUGCAAUACUAUUUUGUGUUUCUAUAACGGUUUUGAAAAUUCUCGUUAUCCUAUAUUUCGUGAUAAAACGCCGGGAUGGUCAAAUUACUAGAUCUAAGUGAUAUCAUAUUCAUAUGGAAAGAGUCUUUCAAUACCUGUCGCCCCAAAAUGCGGUCGAUGGCUGUUACACCCCUUCAGUUGAUAAAUUGUGUUGGUCAACAACGCAUCGAGAAUCGGUAGAAUACCUUAACCCACUGAAACUGAUAGUACAUUAACCCAUCACCAUGUGCAACGCUCUCUGUGAAUGCCUGAAAUGUCCCGGCAAAGUGGUUUGCUGCUGCUGUUCGUGCGCCUGCAAGAUGCUCCUGAGCAUCGUGUUCUCUGCGCUCCUCAUGGUCGUGGUUAUCGGCCUGAUUGUCUACUUCACUGUCUACUAUCACAAGGAUAAGGAUACGGCCGAAGUGCAGAAUCAGGUCGCUAAAAUGGCGCCCAUUGUGAAGCGCAGCAUACGCGACUACUUUAAUAAGGAGUACUAAGCUGUGGAUAUGAAUUUAAACUAUAAUAGGCUAUAUAAAUUAAUAAUAAUUCAGUAAAAAAACGAAAC
Messenger RNA from Drosophila eugracilis, 761 nucleotides. It is a transcript of the gene mex1, whose product is annotated as protein midgut expression 1. The coding region runs from base 442 to 693 and encodes 83 amino acids. NCBI's taxonomy places the organism in Eukaryota, Metazoa, Arthropoda, Insecta, Diptera, Drosophilidae. The transcript has 3 exons. The record is from RefSeq and is a predicted model, not a curated record.